UUUUUUUUUUUUUUCAUGUCAAUCUUUCCGUUGAUUUCGUUAGUUUCAGAGUGGUUUGUUUGACAGCCACAUUAAAAUCUUUUCUUUCUCCAUUCAUUAUCUUCCGCAAUUGUCGCUUCCAAAAAAAUGCAUAUGAAUACAAAAUUUUGAAAAAAAAAAAAUUGUAUCUUUGGUUGUUCAUUGUAUAAAAAGGCUUCAUUUUUUGCUCUCUCUUUUUUCUUUCUGUUUAAGGAAGAAAGAAGAGAGAGAAGCUGAAAGCCUGAAACUCAUUUUGCAACUCACCUCCUCCACUGUUUGUUGAUUCUUUUUUCGCGUUGUGUUGGCGCCAAAAAAGGAAACCCAGAAAGAAAGUUGAAAUCUUUGAUUAUUGAUCACAUGAUCAACGGCCAUUAAUGGGUUGUGUGAGUUCCAAGCAGGCUGUUUCGGUGACGCCUGCUUUCGACAACUCCGGCGCUUUACGUGACAAUGCGGGUGCAAGUAGUGCCGGGACCAAUUCGGGUCGGUCUCGGGUCGGGUUCUCGGAGCGUGAGAAGAAUAGGAGCAGCGGCGGUGGCGGUAGCAAGAAGAAAAAAAAGAAUAGUAAUAGUGGGGGUGUGAGUGAUUUGGGUAGUGGGUUGGGAAUGAGUGGGAGCGAGUUGGGUGAGUCGGGUCAGGCGAGUUGGAGAUCGGACUCGUUGAGUUUGAGGUUGGGGAAUUUACAAAAGUAUUUAGAAGGUGAACACGUGGCAGCCGGGUGGCCUGCUUGGCUUAGUGCCGUCGCCGGUGAAGCUAUCCAGGGUUGGGUUCCACUCAAGGCUGACUCUUAUGAGAAGCUUGAGAAGAUAGGACAAGGUACGUAUAGCACUGUGUUCCGGGCUCGAGAUCUUGAGAGUAAAAAGAUAGUUGCUCUAAAGAAGGUGCGGUUUGACAAUUUUGAGCCUGAGAGCAUUCGAUUCAUGGCAAGGGAGAUAUUGAUUCUUCGAAGGCUUGACCAUCCAAACAUCAUAAAAUUGGAUGGAAUAAUUACUUCCCAAAUGUCUUGUAGCAUAUACCUUGUGUUUGAGUACAUGGAACAUGAUAUCACUGGACUUUUGUCUUGUCCUGACAUCAAGUUCAGCGAGUCACAGAUUAAAUGCUAUGUGAAGCAGUUGUUAUCUGGACUUGAUCACUGCCAUUCACGGGGUAUAAUGCAUCGGGACAUUAAAGGAUCAAAUCUCCUUGUAAAUAAUGAAGGAAUCCUAAAGAUGGCCGAUUUUGGUUUGGCAAACUUCUAUGGUUCUGGGCACAGGCAACCGUUAACAAGUCGUGUCGUAACCUUAUGGUACCGUCCCCCUGAACUUUUGUUGGGCUCUACAGAUUAUACUGCAGCUGUGGAUCUUUGGAGUGUUGGCUGCGUAUUUGCUGAGCUUCUCCUUGGGAAACCUAUCCUGCAAGGAAGAACAGAGGUCGAACAAUUGCAUAAAAUUUUCAAGCUCUGUGGGUCCCCACCUGACGAUUAUUGGAAAAAAUCCAGACUUCCUCAUGCAACUUUAUUCAAACCACAACAACCUUAUGAUAGUAGUCUUCGGGAGACUUUUAAAGAUUUAUCAGCAACUGCUGUGAACCUAAUAGAAACUUUGCUUUCAGUGGAGCCAUACAAGCGUGGGACUGCUUCCUCUGCUCUUGCAUCAGAGUAUUUCACAACAAAGCCUUAUGCAUGUGAUCCAUCAAGCUUGCCAGUAUAUCCACCUAGCAAAGAGAUUGAUGCAAAACAUCGUGAAGAAGCAAAGCGGAAAAAGAUAAGUGGAAGAGUUCGCAGGCCUGAAACAAGAAAGCCAAUAAUAAAACCCCAUGGCAUAAGUAAAUUGGCACCAGUUGAGGAUGCUGUUGCACAAACUCAAGUUUCUCAGAAAAUUAAUGGUAACCAUGUCCAUAACUCAAAGCAAAGAAAUGCCACUAUCAGUGAGGGAGUGUCAAACCCAUCUACUGAUGCACUAGAAGAGGCUACCCAUGUAAAGCAUGCAUCCCAAGGUGAUAUUCCUUUCUCUGGUCCAUUACAAGUUUCUACAUCAAGUGGCUUUGCAUGGGCCAAAAGACGAAAAGAUGAUGCAUCCAUAAUAUCAUACAGCAGAUCUAUCUCAAGAGGUCACAUUUACAAUUCUUUAGAUCCUUCUGCUCAAUUACAUACACAAAAUAAUUUUGAUUCAAAACGACAUGAAAAUGGGGAUGCAAUAUAUGGAGGUCGCACUGAUUCUAGAGGCCAUGAUUCAUGUGAAUCUGCCAAGCAUGCUACGCAGAAACAAUGGAGCCAGUUCGAGCGCCCAGAUUCAUUUGAUGCUUCUGAUGAAUACCACUCACAAGAGCUAUCAUUGGCACUUUAUCAAAGAGAGGAAAUGGCAGCCAAGAGAAAUAAUUUGGUUUACCAAGAUGAAGGGGACAAGGUUGAAUUUUCAGGUCCUUUGUUGUCUCAAUCACACACAGUUGAUGAACUCUUAGAACGUCAUGAACGGCAGAUUCGCCAAGCAAUUCGAAAGUCAUGGUUCCGAAGAGGUAGAAAACAUGGGAAGUAAUCUUCAGAUAUUGUCAGGUCUAAGGGCUCAGUGGCAGUAAGGCAUUGAUUCAGGAUCCUACACUCCAAGAAAAAAAGUGAUAAGUCGGCUGCCAAUGCCAUGCCCAUCAAUCAUACCAAUAACAACAUCAAGUUGAAGCUUCUGCACAAAAGUGGUGAAGAACAAAACUGGGAAACUACAAUAUGAUGGUACGGCUGCAUGUUACAAUUCAUAGAGCUUUAAGGGAAGAGGAAAGGAAGAUGGCCAUGGGUGGCUGGUCGGUCUCCUUCUGCAAAGAACCAUGAUUUCAUUUUUUAACCUUCCAAUCGAAGUUUUCUACUCACUUCCUUUUUGUUUCCUUACUUUCUCAUCAUCAAGACUGAUCUUAUCAUGUAUAGGUUCAUAGCAAUUGAUUGUGAGAACUAUUGUGUAUUUUGAUCAUGAUUCAUAAAGCUUAUCAAUGUCUGGCUUCUCUCUUUUCUGAUAUAUAUAGUUCAGUGUUUCUUUGGUAGUUCUUUAGGU
This is a messenger RNA of Durio zibethinus, 3029 nucleotides long. RefSeq names its product protein IMPAIRED IN BABA-INDUCED STERILITY 1-like. Gene Ontology annotation, cellular component: nucleus; cyclin-dependent protein kinase holoenzyme complex. Lineage: Eukaryota; Viridiplantae; Streptophyta; Magnoliopsida; Malvales; Malvaceae. Gene Ontology annotation, biological process: protein phosphorylation; positive regulation of transcription elongation by RNA polymerase II. The record is from RefSeq and is a predicted model, not a curated record. Gene Ontology annotation, molecular function: ATP binding; RNA polymerase II CTD heptapeptide repeat kinase activity.